Perognathus longimembris pacificus (Pacific pocket mouse) is the source of this 2541-nucleotide messenger RNA. It is a transcript of the gene Sox17, whose product is annotated as SRY-box transcription factor 17. Bases 185 to 1411 code for a protein of 408 amino acids. The transcript is spliced from 2 exons. NCBI's taxonomy places the organism in Eukaryota, Metazoa, Chordata, Mammalia, Rodentia, Heteromyidae. Gene Ontology annotation, biological process: anatomical structure morphogenesis; angiogenesis; heart development. Gene Ontology annotation, molecular function: DNA-binding transcription activator activity, RNA polymerase II-specific; RNA polymerase II cis-regulatory region sequence-specific DNA binding. The record is from RefSeq and is a predicted model, not a curated record.
GUCGCCAGGGGGUGCUGGCUAGGUCGUGGGCUGGGACUGGCUGGGCUCGCUGGAGGAGGGCUCGGGUCGGGACGCCCGAGUAGUUCUCCGGGCAUCUCCUGGCUCGCUCUCACCCCCCCCUCCCCCGGGGGAGGCGGCCCCGUCUGGCUAAGGGUAACGGGGCGCGGGGCAGGGCUGGAGCGCCAUGAGCAGCCCGGAUGCGGGGUACGCCAGUGACGACCAGAGCCAAGCCCGGAGCGCGCUGCCCCCGGUGAUGGCGGGGCUGGGCCCUUGCCCCUGGGCCGAGUCUCUGAGCCCCCUCGGGGAUGUGAAGGUGAAGGGCGGAGAGGCGGCGGCCAGUAGCGGGGCGCCGUCUGGGGCCUCGGGACGGGCCAAGGGCGAGUCCCGCAUCCGGCGGCCGAUGAACGCCUUCAUGGUGUGGGCUAAGGACGAGCGCAAGCGGCUGGCACAGCAGAACCCGGACCUGCACAAUGCGGAGCUGAGCAAGAUGCUAGGCAAGUCGUGGAAGGCGCUGACGCUGGCGGAGAAGCGGCCGUUCGUGGAGGAGGCCGAGCGGCUGCGCGUGCAGCACAUGCAGGACCACCCCAACUACAAGUACCGACCCCGGCGGCGCAAGCAGGUGAAACGGCUGAAGCGGGUGGAGGGAGGCUUCCUGCACGGCCUCGCCGAGCCGCAGGCCGCGGCGCUGGGCCCCGACGGCGGCCGCGUGGCGAUGGAAGGCUUGGGCCUGCCCUUCCCGGAGCAGGGCUUCCCCGCGGGCCCGCCGAUGCUGGCCCCGCACGUGGGUGGCCACUACCGCGACUGCCAGGGCCUGGGCGCGCCCCCGCUGGACGGCUACCCGCUGCCCACGCCGGACACGUCGCCCCUGGACGGCGUGGACCCCGACCCAGCCUUCUUCGCCGCCCCGAUGCCCGGAGACUGCCCAGCGCCUGCCACCUACAGCUACCCGCAGGUCUCGGACUACGCCAUGCCCGCGGAGCCGCCCGCCGGCCACAUGCACCCGCGACUGGGCCCCGAGCCCGCGGGCCCCUCGAUGCCGGGCCUCCUGGCGCCCCCUGGCGCCCUGCACAUGUACUACGGCGCGAUGGGCUCGGCGGCGGCGGGCGGCGGACGCGGCUUCCACGCGCAGCCCGCGCAGAGCCCCGCGGCCGGCCCGGGGCAGCCGUCCCCGCCUCCCGAGGCGCUGCCAGGCCGCGACGGCACGGACCCCAGCCACCCCGCCGAGCUCCUCGGGGAGGUGGAUCGCACGGAAUUCGAACAGUAUCUGCACUUCGUGUGCAAGCCCGAGAUGGGUCUCCCCUACCAGGGGCAUGACUGUGGGGUGAGCCUCCCCGACAGCCACGGGGCCAUCUCCUCCGUGGUGUCCGACGCCAGCUCCGCCGUGUACUACUGCAACUACCCCGACGUUUGACAGCUCCGGCCGCCCAGGGGCUCAGGGUGGCACACUUCCUGGAAGAACUAAGGAAAUCCUUAGCCGUGUGCUUCGGUUUUGUUUUUAGUUUUGGUUUUUUUUUUUUUAGGUUGUCUUGGCAUAUAAUUUAUGGUAAUUUAUUUUGUCUGCCACUUGAAAAUUUGGGGGGAGGGUGUUGUGGGGUGUUUGUUUAAAAUUGAUUCAUCCACUAUCCACACACACCCCAUUUCUGAUCUCAAAAGUAACCGUUUGUGAAUGUUGUCUUAAAACAGUUGCUCCAUCCGUUGGAAAUUUAUUUGAUCAAAAUUUUGCACCAAGUGUGCUCGUGUUUAAUCUUUUUUUAAAAAAAAAAAAAUAAAAAUCUGAAGUAUUGGGUUUUAGUUCUUCAUCCUAGCAAUGUCUCUUGUCAAACCAGUCUUAGAAGAAACCUAUGUUUUAAAUCCAUGUUAAGAACCAGUACCACUAGAAACACACACUUAAGUGAAAAUAUCUUGUCUUACCAUAAUGCAGCUAAAUUCCUCCAAGAAGGCCCUAAAAAAGCACAUUAUAACCUGUAGGUGCUGGAAAUUGUUCUUGCUGGCAGGGGGGGGGGGGGGGGAGAACUUCCUAUAAUGAGCCUGCUCAGUUUUUUAAAGUAGUGGUCAAUAUCAAUACUGUAAACAUUCUACAUUCUGCUUUUAAGAGCAGAUUUCCAAAUAGCUUCAUUGUCUAAUUGUCAAUUUUGAGAUUUGCCUAUAGAGGCUUUGCCCCCCACACACACUUUUUUGUGGUCUAUAUUCAUCACGAAUCCUUAUCCCUCACUCAAUACAACUUGCACAACUGGCCUUUAAUCCUCAGUUAUGUAGUAUGGCUGGGAACUAAUCAAAAUAAACAUUGUAUUUCAACUACUAGUCAACACUAGCCUUUAAAUUCAGCCCUUGUUUUUUGCUAUAGGUACAUGAAUCAAUGACUUAAUUUCCUGACAUCUGAGUUGCUACAUGUGGGAAGAGUAUAUGGGUGGAUUUGUGCGUAUUGUGCUUUAAAAUGUGAAUAAAGCUACAGCCCUAACUAUCCAGAGCCCAAGUAACACAGGCGGAAGUAGAUCUGCUUGUUACUGCUGUGGCAUUUUUCACACAUUCUGUAGAUUGAAG